This is a messenger RNA of Corticium candelabrum, 1790 nucleotides long. RefSeq names its product importin subunit alpha-7-like. Bases 52 to 1626 code for a protein of 524 amino acids. The record is from RefSeq and is a predicted model, not a curated record. Gene Ontology annotation, molecular function: protein binding; nuclear import signal receptor activity. Gene Ontology annotation, cellular component: nucleoplasm; nucleus; cytoplasm. The transcript is spliced from 12 exons. NCBI's taxonomy places the organism in Eukaryota, Metazoa, Porifera, Homoscleromorpha, Homosclerophorida, Plakinidae. Gene Ontology annotation, biological process: NLS-bearing protein import into nucleus.
GUCACGUGGAAUAGCUCUAAACCCGUAUUUCUGUAAUUAUUUGUGUUCUCAAUGGCUGACACUAGGUUAAAAAGCUACAAAAACAAAGGUCUAGACGUUGAAGAAAUGCGAAGAAGACGAGAAGACGAGGGUUUGCAGAUAAGGAAGUCGAAGAGAGAUGAACAAGUAACUAAACGUAGGAACAUUGGCUUAGCGGAGAUUGAUGGUGACGGCGUGGUCCCUGUAGAGAAUCAACAACCAGAACUUGAGUUGCGCAGUAUUCCGGACAUGGUUCAAGCUAUGUAUUCUACUGAUAUUUCAUCACAGCAUGCUGGUUGUUUGGCAUUGAGAAGAGCUCUCUCAAAAGCUGGAGACCCGCCAAUUGAGGAAACCAUUUCAACGGGUGUUGUUCCUCGUCUUGUUGAGUUUGUUCAUUCACACGAGAAUACAAGAAUUCAAUUGGAGGCAGCGUGGUCUCUUACUAAUAUUGCGUCUGGAUCAUCCCUGCAGACCAGGGUCAUCGUAGAAGCAGGAGCUGUGCCUACAUUUAUUCAUGCUUUGUCAAGAGGAGAGGAUGAUGUCAUGGAACAGGUGAUUUGGGGUUUAGGCAACAUUGCUGGUGACAGUCCUGAUUGUCGGGAUUAUGUGAUUCAGAACAAAGCUCUGUCUCCAUUACUAGAUGUUGUGAAGCAGUCUGAGAGGGUAUCAAUGAGAAGAAAUGCUGUCUGGGCCAUAUCAAAUCUUUGCCGAGGGAAAAACCCAAAUCCAGACUUUGCAAAGGUAAAAAUGUGCAUUCCAGUGUUUGCACAACUUCUUUACUGUGAAGAUGAUGAAAUAGUACGUGAUGUUUGUUGGACAUUCUCAUUUUUGUCAGAUGGUGACAACUACAAAAUUCAGCAUGUUAUUGAUGCAGGAAUAAGCAGGCGACUUUUGGAACUACUUCUACAUAAAAAUGAUACCAUUGUUAGCCCAGCACUAAGAACUGUUGGAAAUAUUGUGACUGGAGAUGAUGUACAAACACAGGUCAUAGUAAACUGUGGUUUGCUCCCAUGUUUAAUAGACAUAUGUUCACAUGAGAAAUCUAGCAUUCGUAAGGAGGUGUUCUGGACAAUUUCGAACAUCACAGCUGGUAAUAGAGCUCAGAUCCAGGCGGUGAUUGAUUCCAAUGUCAUGCCUGUAGUGCUUGAGAAACUCAGUGGUGACGAAUUCAAGGUGAAGAAAGAGGCUCUCUGGGUAGUAGCCAACGCUACCAGUGGAGGGACGCCAGUGCAAAUAAAGUAUUUAGUUGAUAUUGGUUGUAUCAAGCCAGUCUGUGAUAUGCUCACAGUUCAAGACGUACCAGUGUCUGAAAUCGCACUAGACACUCUUGGCUCAAUUUUGAAAAUUGGUCAAGAAGCAAGCAAACGCAAUGAUGGCAUUAACCAAUAUGCAACUUUAAUUGAGGAGGCAGAUGGAAUGGACAAACUGGAAUUCCUACAGUCUCACGAAAACGAGCAGUUACACAGAAAGGCGUACGGGCUUAUAGAGAAGUACUUUCAGGAUGAAGAAGACAAGGACAAUGAAGAUCUGAUGCCUCAAGCUCAAGGUGGGCAAUUUCAGUUCAAAACUGACAAUAAUGCACCACAUGAUGGCUUCAGGUUUUCGUAACUUGUUUGUGAUAAAUAUUUCAAAAAUGAACAGAAUAAAUGGAAAUCUUGCUGAGGACUGUGAAGUAGUCGAACUGUCAGCUCUUUUAUUUUAUGAGUAGCUUGCCUUUGCUAGGAAUACUGACCUUGUGAUUUGUUAAAUAAUAGUACUUGUUGUGUGCAUUA